AAAAAAAAAAAAAAAAAAAAAAAAAAAAAAAAAGGGCUCUUGGCUUUCUAUUAUUUAUUUUUUUUAUUCAAGAAUAAAAGUUUGAUCAGCUUCUUUUUACGAUGAAGUAUAAUCUUCUAGCCGUGCAGCCAGUCUCGUGCUUUACUCGCGUAUGAUAAUGUGUGUUGAUUUUGGCUUUUGGAUUGGAGAUGGAAGCUGCGACGGAGGGUAUAUUUGUGCACAAGCGGAAAUCUGAUCUAAUUCCUCAAACAGCGAUCGCUGUCGUUUCUGCAAAUGCAGAUGACGUGAGAUGAGAGCGGAUCCGCGCUGGCGAGACAGGGGUGACAGAUACAGCCCAAUCAUAGCUGACUGGAACAUUAUAUGUGAGAAGCAAACAGAGCGAUAAUCGAAUGCACUACCUGACCGAAGAAUGAACAGCAAAGCAGAAAAUCUGGACACACCGUCUGUUGAUGGGAGUUUAAAGUCUCUGAAGACACUUCAAGAUUUUUUUCAACGACCCUUCGGCACAAAAAAACUUUUUUUUUUCCACAUUUUUUUAUUUUAGUUUUUGUGUUUUCUCAAGAAUCGUCCUCAAAAUGAACAUAUUCUCCGGAGAAGACUUCUUUGGGCGAGGAGGAGGUGGAGGAGAGAGCACGGGCGCUCAAAAGUUUCACCCUCGCAUCAAGACAAGUUAUUGUUGUUUAAAAUCUUGUGGUGGCAAACGACACAGAUUCGAUCCGCUUGCGAGAGGCCGUUGGAAAGAGGCUGUCACGUGUCCUCGGGUGCCAAUGUUCUUCCAGAAGGCGGUCAGGACCCUGGUAGCCAGUGAAACACAGUCUGGGAAGCACGGAGAUGCAGAAAACGACCUACUACGACAACUCGACGCUAUUCGGGGGCUACCCUUACCAAGGGGCCAACGGCUUCGGCUAUGAGCCACCCCAGCCGCCAUACCAGUCCGCGGCCCACCUCGAGACCGACUACCAGAGGUCGGCCUGUUCGCUCCAGUCGCUUGGCAACAGCACCCAGCAACACGCUAAGUGUAAAGACCUGAAUGGAAGCUGCAUGCGCCCCAGUUUGCCAUCUGAGCACCACCAGGCCCGCCCAGUGUCACCCCCUCAGAAUCCUGACAACAGCGCGUCCAACAGCGGCGGCGCGGCGCAGCAGCCUGGCAGCAGCACCGGCAGCAAAAGCGCUUCAUCAAAGUCAUCCUCCUCCUCCUCCUCCUCCCCCCCACCCAACCCCACUUUAACCAAACAGAUAUUCCCUUGGAUGAAAGAGUCGAGGCAAAACUCAAAACAGAAAAACAGCUCUCCAGGCACAGCGGAAAGCUGCAGCAGCGGUGGCGGUGGUGGCGACGGGGAUAAAAGCCCCCCGGGGUCUUCAGCCUCCAAGAGAGCGCGCACGGCCUACACGAGCUCGCAGCUGGUGGAGCUGGAGAAGGAGUUUCAUUUCAACCGGUAUCUGUGCCGGCCGCGGCGGGUGGAAAUGGCAAACUUGUUGAACCUCAGUGAACGGCAAAUCAAGAUAUGGUUCCAGAACCGCAGAAUGAAGUACAAAAAGGACCAGAAAUUGAAAGGGCUGGGGUCCUCCUCUGGCGGGCCGUCCCCUACAGGCAGCCCGCCCUUGCCCAUGCAGUCCUCGGCUGGUUUCAUGAACCCCAUUCACCCGAUGAGUAGCAGCUACGACGCUCCUUCCCCACCGUCUUUCAACAAACCUCACCAGAACGCCUACGCUAUGUCAACGGCCUAUCAAACCCCAAUGAAAAGCUGCUCUUCCCAGCACAAAUAUAGCAGCACGGCGCCGGAGUAUGACCCCCACGGUUUACAGGGUAACGGCGGUGGAUACGGGACUCCCAGCAUCCAAGGUAGUCCCGUGUACGUUGGAGGAAACUAUGUGGAUUCUAUGCCGGCCUCUGGCCCAUCUCUGUACGGCUUGAAUCACCUGGCCCAUCACCAGUCUAACAAUAUGGACUACAACGGUGGGCCGCAGUUGCCAGCUAGCCAACACCAUGGGCCAUGUGACCCUCAUCCUACGUACACAGAACUUUCGGCGCAUCAUUCUUCUCAGGGUAGAAUCCAGGAAGCGCCCAAGUUAACGCAUCUGUAGCAGGUUUGAUAUCGAAACACGACUAACAGGGGCACUGCAAUGGGACAGCACGCUACCCAGUGGUUUUUGUCAUUGUUGUCCGAAAAAAAAGACCCCCCCCCCCCCACACACACACACAAACACGCUUAGAGACAACACAAUGUUUAGCAUUGUGUAUAAUAGCCGGUUGGUUAAAAUUUGGCAACUCCAGCGCAUGCGUUUUGGAAAGAGGUUCUGUAAAUCCAGGACUUACAUUUAUUUAUUUAUUUAGUAUAUAUCUCUUUUUUGUUGUUGUUGUAGAAAUUGAGUUGUCUUACGAGCACUUGGUGUUUUAACGUGACUUUGGACAUCGUUUUCAUAACGCAUUCAAACACAAUUCAUGCAGUCUGUGAAAAAACAGGUUUGCAGUUAAAACUGGACUCAAGAAAAAAACUACCAAAAAAUCAAACAACUAAAAACCACUGGGUACUUAUUUUGCUUUCCAUUUCACUUUACCUCUUUCAUUCCCUCAUACUGUCCACUAAUCCUUUACCACGAUACAUUUUCUUUUACUAAUUACAUACCUGGCAGAAGCUGCUUGCCAUUAUGGAAUCGUCCCCUCGUUUCUCCAGUAGAGUUAAUAUCCAAACUUAGCAACUUAACUCCAGUUGUUAUUGUUGUUUUGUUAUUCUGCUUCUUUUUUUUAAAAAAAGGGACUUAUUAUUUAUAAGGUUUACAUUCAGAGUCUUCAGCUCCGUGUGUUAGAGUUGUGCCUCUUUAUAGUGUGGGGUUUGUUCUUUCUCUAACAAUCUUUAGGGUUCACUUGCAUUAGGCAACGCUAAUGCUAACAGCCCACAUUUUUCUAUGUUCUCUUGACUUGACGUGAAAACAGGGUAUAUUUGAACAAAUUCUAUGUCCUGGAAAUUAAGCAGAGGCGAAGACGUUUUGGUAUUUGCUAAUGCGUUCUGCUCCGGGGCAUAUUUUGUCGCACUUAGAGUUUACAUUUUAAAUGGGUGAAGCAAAUAAUUUUUCAUAAGAAAUACGUCCAAUCAGCACCAAUCGACGGCGUCGUUUAGUACGUGUGUUCUAGUGAACAUCCCUAAAUAUGCAUUUAUUUGUUAUAGCCAGUUUUAAAAUAUUUUUUUGUAUUAUUUAUCCCACACAUUAU
Messenger RNA from Polyodon spathula (Mississippi paddlefish), 3211 nucleotides. RefSeq names its product homeobox protein Hox-B3a-like. Gene Ontology annotation, cellular component: nucleus. Bases 832 to 2085 code for a protein of 417 amino acids. NCBI's taxonomy places the organism in Eukaryota, Metazoa, Chordata, Actinopteri, Acipenseriformes, Polyodontidae. The record is from RefSeq and is a predicted model, not a curated record. The transcript has 5 exons. Gene Ontology annotation, molecular function: DNA-binding transcription factor activity, RNA polymerase II-specific; RNA polymerase II cis-regulatory region sequence-specific DNA binding. Gene Ontology annotation, biological process: regulation of transcription by RNA polymerase II.